Eruca vesicaria subsp. sativa (arugula) is the source of this 1488-nucleotide messenger RNA. NCBI's taxonomy places the organism in Eukaryota, Viridiplantae, Streptophyta, Magnoliopsida, Brassicales, Brassicaceae. The record is from the annotation of a GenBank genome assembly.
CCCCCUUUCAUCCCCCCCCCAAAAACCUCUCACAAUGUCCACCGCCACCGCCGAAAAUCAACCCAAUCAACCUCCGCAAUCCACAAGAGUGAGCCCCAAAACCGUGUACGACGCAAUCACCUCCCUCCUCAAAUUGAAAACCGAGAAAUCAAAAACAGACAAGCCUCAGCUCCUCGACCAAGACGAGUUCGUCUACCUAAUCGUCACUUUAAACAAGAUCCCACAAACGACCCGAACCAACGCUCACCGUAUCCGCUUACCUCACCCGCUAAUCAACACGGAGAAAGAGUCCCCCGAGCUUUGCCUCAUCAUCGACGACAGACCCAAAAGCGGGUUAACGAAAGAAGACGCCGUUGCGAAAAUCGAAUCUGAGAAUAUUCCGAUUACGAAGGUGCUUAAGCUCUCGAAGCUCAAGAAGGAUUACAAGGCCUUCGAGGCGAAAAGGAAGCUUUUUGAUUCGUAUGAGAUGUUUUUCGCGGACAGGAGAGUGAUUCCUCUGCUUCCGAGGUUGAUCGGGAAGAAGUUUUUCGUGCAAAAGAAGAUUCCUUUGCCUGUGGAUUUGAAGCAUAAGAAUUGGAAACAGCAGAUUGAGAAGGGUUUGGGGUCUGCUAUGUUUUUUAUCAGGACAGGGACUUGUAGUGUUGUGAAAAUUGGGAAGUUGUCUAUGGAGAGGGAUGAGGUUAUUGAGAAUGUGAUGGGGACGUUAAACGACGUCGUUGAGAUUUUGCCUAGUAAGUGGAAGUAUGUUCGGUCUUUGCAUUUGAAGCUGUCGGAGAGUGUUUCGUUGCCGAUUUAUCAGAGUGUGCCUGAAUUGAAGAUAAAGAUUGAUGAUUCCGAGGAGAGGAGUGGUGUUAAGGAAGAGAGGAAGAGUGAUGUUGUGAAGGGGAAGAAGAAGAAGAAGGGUAGGAUUCAGGAGGUUAGGUGUAUGGAUAGUUUUGUUUCUGAAGUGCUUGAUGAUGAUGAGAUUGGUGAUGUUGAGGUUAGUGUUGAUAAGGAGGAGAAGAAGAAGAAGAAUAACAAGAGGAAGAAGGAGGUAAGUGAGGUUGCUGAGGCUGAGAAACCGAAGAAGAACAACAAGAGGAAGAAGGAGGAAAGUGAGGUUGCUGAGGCUGAGAAACCGAAGAAGAAAGUUGCCAAGGGAAAGCGAAAAGAGAUGACGCUUAACAAUGUGUUUAAUCCGAAGAAGAAGACAAUGCAUAGAAAAAAAGAGUCUGGUGGUCGUUUGAAACCGAAGGGGAUGGUGAUGAGUGUGGUUAGAAAUUAAGGCAAUGGAAGAUGAUCAUAGGACUAAAUCUUUAAGUAUUUUGCAUCUUUUUCAGUUAAGUAAUUUUAUGUUUUAUCUUAGUGCGGAUUACAUUUUGGUUUUUGUAUACUGCUUCCUCUCUGAAACAUCUAACAGAUGUGAAUGUGGUUUGGUGGAGGAAACAUACUUAUGUUACUAUUUCUUAUUUAUCCUAUUUUGUUAUAAACAACAACUGUUUAUUUUUG